Molecule: messenger RNA, 1026 nt
Organism: Notothenia coriiceps (black rockcod)
Lineage: Eukaryota; Metazoa; Chordata; Actinopteri; Perciformes; Nototheniidae
Product: tubulin-specific chaperone cofactor E-like protein
Exons: 7
Source: RefSeq, a predicted model, not a curated record
CCGGGAUGUAUCGGCGAGCAAAAUGACAGCUGGUUUGUUUUUAAUAACAAGGAAAAAUCUAAGUAGACAUCAAAGUGUCAUGUGGUGAGCGAUCCUCUCUGUCCUGGUCUGCCUUGAGCAACUGACCAAAAAGGGACCAGCAAUUCUUCUGCAGACAUCUUCCAGACACAGCACUGGAGCCAUCAUUACAAACUUAACAAGACAGUGAGCUGUGAUACUGGUCAAGUCAAAGGAAAGGUCUUUUCAGGUGAGAGGGGGCUGUUCAGCAGGACCAAGCCAUGGAGCCUCUACAGGACGUGUUUGGGCGUACCUUUGUCGAGGUCAUGAGUGAAAAGUACAGCCCAGAGAACUUUCCUGUCCGCAGAGGGCCCGGUAUAGGAGUGGUGGUGGUGCCCAUCACAUGUCCUCAAGGCUCCCCUAUGAAAGACCGUCUGAACCUGCCCAGCAUUCUGGUGCUGACCGGCUGUGGGAUCAACAGGGCCGGAGACCAGGCUGAGAUCGCUGCUUUCUGCGCACAUGUCAUAGAGCUGGACCUGUCUCACAACAAGCUGCAGGACUGGCAAGAGAUCAGUAAAAUCGUGUCUAACAUCCCCAACCUGGAGUUCCUGAACCUGAGCUCGAACCCCCUGGGAGGAGUGACCCUGGAGCCGCGAUGGGCUGAAUGCUUCUCCCGGGUCAGACGCCUCGUCUUCAACAACACCCAGGUGUCCUGGGACACCCUGCUGCUGCUCACCAGGGAGACAACUGAGCUGGAGGAGUUGUUCCUGUGCCUUAAUGAGUAUAGUAGUGUGAGUGCCUCCAGUAUGGCCUGCCCCAGCCUGCGCCUCCUUCAUAUCACCGACAACAGCCUCAAGGACUGGGCCGAGGUCCGCAAGUUUGGCUCCAUGUUCCCCAGUCUGGACACGCUCAUUAUGGCAAACAACAACUUGGCCUCCAUUGAAGACAGCAAAGAUAUCCUGCUGAAGCUCUUCCCCAAACUACGCAGCAUCAACCUGCACAACUCAGGUCAGUUACGAGAGUUGAUUU